Messenger RNA from Ananas comosus (pineapple), 1304 nucleotides. RefSeq names its product nitric oxide synthase-interacting protein. Gene Ontology annotation, molecular function: ubiquitin protein ligase activity. NCBI's taxonomy places the organism in Eukaryota, Viridiplantae, Streptophyta, Magnoliopsida, Poales, Bromeliaceae. The record is from RefSeq and is a predicted model, not a curated record. The coding region runs from base 118 to 1041 and encodes 307 amino acids. Gene Ontology annotation, cellular component: nucleus. The transcript has 2 exons.
CGAUCACCGCCUCUCCUCGACACCAACAGAAGCUUCUAUCUCCCUCUCCCUCCUCCGAUCUCUAGGGUUAGGGUUAGGGUUAGGGUUAGGGUUAGGGUUAGAGACGAAGAAGGGAGGAUGCCGCAGCGGCACUCGAAGAACAACAAUGACCUCGCGUUCUUCACGUACGAGGAGAAGCGGAAGCUCGGGUACGGGACGCAGCGGGAGCGCCUCGGCAAGGACUCGAUCAAGCCCUUCGACGCGUGUUGCCUCUGCCUCAAGCCCUUCAUCGACCCCCUCUGUUGCCAAAAGGGCCACGUCUUCUGCAAGGAGUGCAUCCUCGAGUGCCUCCUCGCCCAAAAGAAGGACAUCAAGAGGAAACUUGCUGCCCAUGCUGCUCAACAAAAUCAAGAGAAAGAAGAGCAAGAAGAGAAGCUGAUGCUGCAAAAAGCCCGAGAACUAGAGGCUUUUGAUCAGCAGAACCACGGCGCCGUCCCGCAGUAUAAUAACGACAAGAGCAACACGCAUGACAAGAAUGGCUUCCACGGGGCGAACAGUGUAAAAGUAACUUCCUACGAAGAGGAAGCCCUCCGCGACAUGAAGGCCUUUUGGCUCCCGUCGGCUACUCCAGGCGCCUCGGUCAAAGUCGAAGCUCCCUCCACCGACACUAUUUGCCCCGAGGGAAAAGAGAAGCUGAAGCUAAAAGCCCUUUUCCCCAUCUACUUCACGGAAGAUACUGGUAAUGGUCAGAAGAAGACCAGGAGUUCGGACAGCAACUACAUCUGCCCCAGCUGCAAAGUGACCCUGACGAACACGAUGUCGCUCGUGGCUCUCACCACGUGCGGCCACGUGUUCUGUAAGAAGUGCGCAGAUAAGUUUGUGGCGACCGACAGGGUGUGCUUGGUGUGUAGUAGGGAGUGCAAAGUGAGGAACUUGGUUCCCUUGGAGAGAGGCGGGACGGGGUUUGCCGGGCACGACGACAAAUUGGAGGCGACCGACUUCAAGCACUUGGGCAGCGGCACGGGACUUGGGUUGGUCAAGCCUGUCCCGAGGGGUCUCUAGCUGUUGCUUAUAUGCGCACUGCUGCUCGAUAGAUCUUGAUUAUACACAUGCUAAAUGUUGUGUUACAAGUUGUGGUCACGGGCCUUCUAUGCUUGAACAGUUGAAAAUGUGUGCCUCUCUUUUCUCUUCCCUCUUUUGUGAAGGGCUAUAGUUUAGUCGAAUAACAAAUUCUCGGCCUGUUCCCUCAAUUGUUUUUUUUUUCUUUCUUAGCUUUUGAUUAUUUUGAUUUGAGCUAAUUUCGACUAAGUUAUAGUUUUGAUAAA